Symbiodinium natans is the source of this 1842-nucleotide messenger RNA. The record is from the annotation of a GenBank genome assembly. Lineage: Eukaryota; Dinophyceae; Suessiales; Symbiodiniaceae.
AUGGAACUGACGAUCCUCGACUACCUGGGCUUGCCUGAAGGCAGCAUUCUUUCGGUGCGCUCGGGCCCGACCCGCCGCCAGAGUCCCUUGCCAUGUUCUGCUCCAUUCAGGUUGCCGCCUGGGCCUUGGCCCUUGCGCAUAGAUGUGCUUGGGCUUCUUGGGAAGUCUUCGUCACACAUCGCAUUGACGUCAGGAGAGAACGGCCUGUGUCGAUUGCCAUUGGAAGGCAAGGAUGGGCGAUCCAUGAGCGUCACCUUCCAGAUUUGCGCGGAGGGAGGCCCAAGGCCGAAGACCUCACCCACCUUGAGUCGCCGGGAAGCCGACGUGGUUCCAGUUAAGAAGAGAGACGCGGAAGCGGAUGCAAGGGCCUACUUGGACACGCACCGAUUGCACGAGUUCAUGCACGGGCUUUUCGAGCUUCUUCUCCGCGAGCGCCCGGAAGAUCCCUACAGCUUCAUGGCCACGCGGUUUCGCCAGGCCGCCGCCAUGGAGGCUCAGACAGCAAACGAGGGCGCGGGCACACCUUCGGUGGGUCUCAAGGUCUCCAGAAGCUCCGUGUCUACGGCUCCGACAAGUGCUGCGUCCUUGAGCCUUUCCUCCACCACUCGAGAGUCAGCCUUGGCCACGACCACGGCCAGUUUCGGAGAGGUGCCUGAGGGCGCCUUCAAGGUACUGGUGCGCAGCAUGCGCGGGCGAUCCGUCGCCAAGCUGGUGGUGUUACCUGGUGAGAAGGUCGGGUCGAUCAAGCAGCGCCUGCACGCAGCCAUGGCGGCCCCGGUCGCAUCACUGCAGCUCCUCUGGUUGGGCGAGAUGCUGCCGAAUGAUUCUACGCUUGAGGAUUGGUUUGUCGAGCCCGGCCUGGUUGUUCUGAACGUGGUUCCUUCGCACAAGGAACCCAAGAUACGGCAUGUGCUCUCCGGUGCCAGCGAAGGUGGCAUCCGUCUUUGGGAUUCGACCAAUGCGGAGAAGGUGCAAGACAUGACCCCUCCGGCACAAUCUGCAAUCUUGGCAAUGGCCGCUAACUGGGAGAGGAUGCGCGUUGUGUGCACGACCUCCGACGGACGAAUGCAGCUCUGGGACCUAAGUGAGGGCAUCUGCCUGAACAGCGUUGUCGCGCACCAGGAUGAGGCCGGCUGUGUCGAUGUGGACUGGGCCACGGAGCAGGCACUGACAGGAUGCGUCGCGGGUGCAGCAAAGCUUUGGUGCUUGAAGACUUUUCGUUGCCUCAAAGUCUUGCCGUCCGAGAGCGCAGUCGAUUCCUUUUCCGUCGACUGGCCCGCAAGAAGGGCCUGCGGCGGCCUGCGGAGUGGUGCCGUGCGGCUCUGGGACCUGGACGCAGCGCAAGUGCUUGGCGACUUCUUGGAAGGUGUUGAUGCUGCAAAGGAGUCCGGGACGGCUGUCAGCGGCACGGUCGUGGACUGCUCCGGCAGGAGGGCACUGAGCGGCUUCGAGGAUGGACACCUGGCGUACUGGCACUUCGAUGGAAAAGGUGCAGUGGAAGCACAGGCGGGAGACUCUCGAAGAAAGAGUGCAAAGGUCUUUCUGGCGCACUACAGCGCGCUGAGAAGCCUGGUGGCGCAGUGGCGUGCCACAGACAGCCGGGCAUUGGUCGGCUCCGAUGAUGGAAGCCUGUCACUUUGGCGCAUCGAUUCCGCUGAGUGCCUGGCGAGAUUUGCUCGGCACAUUGGCUUCGUGUGGGCGGUUCAUGCCGACUGGGCCAGGGAUCGGGCGGUGUCCGGGGCAUUCGAUGGUUGCCUCAAACUUUGGGAUCUUCGAACUGGUGAGUGUUUGCGCACGAUUCAAGGGCAUUCGCGGCCCAUCAGGAGUAUCUGCUGUGGGUGA